AAAGUAAUGGUGUCCACCAGUGAUGGAGCGUCAUGGAACCGGAAGUUUUACCGUAUGCAUAGAGUAAAAGGUGCUCCGCGGGAUAUGGUGGUGUUCAAGACUAGAAAUUUAUGGAGUGAUGAUGAAAGAUUCAUUUAUUUUGUGUCUGAUGUACCCCACUUAAUAAAGACUACCAGGAACUGCUGGGCCAAUUCUGAGGCACAUCGGAAAUCCAGAAGUCUAUGGAAUGGUAAUCCAAUAUUAUGUAGGCAUCUUUCAGAGUUGAUAAUGGAUGAUCGAACCAGGGACAUUCACUUGUUACACAAGAUUGGAUAUGAGCAUAUCAAUUUAACAUCUUUUUCAAUUAUGAGAGUUAACCUUGCAGCUCAGGUUCUAAGUGAAACAGUGUUCCAUGCUAUUCAAAGAUUUGGUCCACCAGAAGCAGGGGAAACUGCUAAGUUUGUAAUGUAUAUGGACAACUUUUUUGACUGCUUAAAUGUGCGAUGCAAGGAGGAACAUCUAAGGAAACGUAUACCUAACCUGGCACCCUAUACAAAUCCGGAUGAUCCAAGAUUAUCAUGGCUUGAACUUGAUUUUCUAAAUUAUUUCACUGAGUGGCAAGAUAGAGUUGCAAGAAGGCCAGGACAGUUCACAGCAUCACAAUGAGCUGCUAUGCUUCUCAGUCGACAAACGCUAGAGGGGUUGCAGAUGUCAG
Saccoglossus kowalevskii is the source of this 694-nucleotide messenger RNA. RefSeq lists its product as uncharacterized. Lineage: Eukaryota; Metazoa; Hemichordata; Enteropneusta; Harrimaniidae. The record is from RefSeq and is a predicted model, not a curated record.